CAUUUAAUAGAGAUUUUAUACACAUAAAAAUGACAAAAGACCUCGAGAAAUUUGAUGUUGUGUUGUUGUCUAUGGCGCAACAACACGAAGGUGGAGUUGAAGAUUUCUUAGAUACAAUAUUCAAUUUUCUGGCAAGAAAAACAGACUUUUAUACUGGAGCAGGAGAAGGUGUUGCAGAGAAACUUGUUAAGACCUUAUUUAAGAAAUACGAAGCCACAGCCAUAAGUAAAGCCACCACAGAUAAAGCAAGACGUGCGGAACAGGAGUUAAAAAGAAAAGAAAAAUUAGAACAAAAGAAAAAAGAAGAGCAAAACGCAGAUGCUAUUUUAAAUAGUGAUUCACAAAUUGUUGAGUUAACGGAUGAAGAGGCUGACAAACUCCAGAAGGAGUUAGACAGGAAAAAAUCGACAGAAAAUACAUCCGAACCUGUUAAUAAUGACAGUAAACAAGAUAAUGUUCAAAUGGAAUAUGAUGAUGAGGAACAAGAAAAAAAUAAACUAAAACCUAAUAGUGGAAAUGGUGCAGAUUUACAAAAUUAUAGAUGGACACAGACUCUUCAAGAAGUUGAGUUGAGAGUGCCGCUUAAAGUGAGCUUUAGCGCGCGACCAAAGGAUGUUCAAGUUUCGAUAACAAAGAAGCACUUAAGGUGCGGCGUGAAAGGCCAACCGCCUAUUAUAGAUGGCGAAUUCCCGCAUGAAGUUAAACUUGAAGAGUCGACAUGGGUUAUCGAGGAUGGAAAAGUUCUCCUUAUUAAUUUGGAAAAGAUAAACAAGAUGCAAUGGUGGGCAAAUGUUGUAACAAGUGAUCCCGAAAUUAGUACGAAAAAAGUUAAUCCAGAGCCAAGUAAGCUUUCUGAUCUUGAUGGCGAAACUCGAGGUCUCGUUGAGAAAAUGAUGUACGAUCAGCGCCAGAAGGAGCUUGGACUGCCCACAUCAGAUGAACAAAAGAAACAAGACGUUAUCAAAAAAUUCAUGGAGCAACAUCCCGAAAUGGAUUUUUCAAAAUGUAAAUUUAAUUAAAAAGUAUAUUUCAAAACAUUCGCCCAA
Messenger RNA from Ceratosolen solmsi marchali, 1046 nucleotides. RefSeq names its product nuclear distribution C, dynein complex regulator (gene nudC). Gene Ontology annotation, biological process: protein folding. The coding region runs from base 30 to 1019 and encodes 329 amino acids. The record is from RefSeq and is a predicted model, not a curated record. The transcript has 7 exons. Gene Ontology annotation, cellular component: cytoplasm. Lineage: Eukaryota; Metazoa; Arthropoda; Insecta; Hymenoptera; Agaonidae.